CUUCUCUGUGAGACUGUUAACCCGCAAAAUCUCACCUUACGAUCGAUUCCAAAUCUCGCAUUUCUAUUUGAUCUCUGCAAUGAGUUCCUUAGGAACCUUCAAAUCCCAGACACCCAGAAGCCGAGAAAAGAAAGCCCUAAACCCAAAGCCCCAAAUCUUAGGCAAUGAGACACUGAGCACCAAAACCCCUCAGAAAUCCGAAAAAUUCUCUGGACGAGCCCGAAACGGCAACGUCGCGCUCUCCAUCGGCGACAUCAGAAGAGCCGCCACCAAAAGCCUCAGCGAGUCGAGCCAGAAGCGACGGGCGGACCAGAUCGAUUCUUGGCCAGACGAAAGCCCAAAGAAGAAACUCGUCGGCCGCUCCGAGAAGCUACCGGAAAAAUAUGAAAUAUUGAGUGAGUUUUUGAAUGGCUUGGACACUUCGAUUCGGUUGUUGCGGUUGAGGGGUUUGAAGCCCAGUUUUACCAAUAUUUGCCCCCAAAUCGAGUGUUUGACGGAUAGGAGGUUUACAUGUGGUCACUUGGCUCAGCUGAAGUUUGUUUUACCUGAGGUGAUUGAGAUAAAGAAAGUUCUUGUUAAGGAUGAGAGAACCAGUUGUCUGAAGCCUGAUCUUCAUGUCACCAUCAAUGUUGAUGCACUAGAGAGUGAUGGCAAGGCGAAAUCUGAAGGUGGUGGGAGUAUGCAUUUGAGGAAGACGUUCCGCAAACGGCUUGCAGAUAUUUCAAAAUCCCAUCCUGAGGAUUAUGAAAUUCCAGAAGAAACUUUGCCUCAGCCAUUCGAUAUUAGGAAGCAAGAUAUGCAAUCAGAUACAGGCAAGCUUCCCUUUUCAUCAUCUCCUGGUGACAUAUUGACUGAUGUACACACAGUUGAGCAGCCAGCAGUGUCAACAAGCUGCCUUCAGGGUGAUGAAGUUCCAGAAUCAAACCUCAAUACAGUUUGCUCUGUUGGGGAAAGGAGUACUUGUGCUUCAUUGUAUGGCCAAGUGCCUGUAACUCCAACCAAAGGCAUAGACCCCAUAGAAAAUGACGAUAGGUUGCCCACACAAAGUGAUAGCAUUCAGUCAACUCCAGCAAAGCUUGCUUCAACUCCAGCUAGGUUGAUGGCUGACACGCCUGCAUUGCACCGACCAAAGCGAUGUUAUAUGAGCCCUGAUGAUAAUUCUACUAGCUCACCAAACAAGUUGGUUAGGCGUCCUCCACGCUCCAGGUCUUUGAAAUUUGACACUCCUGUGAAGAAUAAAAAUGUUGAGGAUGAAAUUCCUGAUAUGGGCGGUGCAUCAAUUGAUACUGACAGCCACGAUAUUCUUCCAGAGGAUCUUUUGCAAUCGAUUAGAGAAAAGGAGAGGAAGGCAAUAGAGGAGCAAAAUCCAGCCAUCUCAGAAGCGAAGAGGCGGCGCCAGAUGAUUUCCAGCCUGCCUAAGCUCUUCAAUAUGAUUCAUUUCCUAUUGCAGUCUAUGAACCGUUCCGUUAUCACAAAAGAGGAGCUUGUUCACAAGCUAAUCUGGACCAAUUUUGAUAUUGUUGACAGAAAGGAAGUUCAAGAGCAGCUAAAAUUGUUGCUAGAGCUGGUUCCUGAUUGGAUUUCUGAGAAACAGUUAUCAUCUGAAGCUGAUUUGAUUAUGAUCCACAUUAAUAAAAUGUCAGAUCCCGAGUCCAUACGUGCAAGGCUUGAGGAAGCAAAGUGAGCUAGAGAAUGCUAGAAUUUUUGAAGUUGUACGAGAAGCAUAUUUAGAGAUGUUGUACAAUUUUCCCAUUUCAUUGGGCAUCUUAGUGUUGGUUUAUUAUUGUUGAUGUAAAGGACAUCUGGGUGGCAUAAUCAUGUAGGUAGAACGAAGGCCUUCUCCAAGAAUGUUAUUUACCAACAAGAUUGUAUAAAUAUCUAUUUCUUUCCUUCCUGUCGUUUUUAGUUUUCUGUGUCGUUUGAAAUAAUGCUGAAAUCUCUAAGCAACA
Prunus persica (peach) is the source of this 1949-nucleotide messenger RNA. RefSeq names its product CDT1-like protein a, chloroplastic. The record is from RefSeq and is a predicted model, not a curated record. Gene Ontology annotation, molecular function: DNA polymerase binding; DNA binding. The coding region runs from base 80 to 1684 and encodes 534 amino acids. NCBI's taxonomy places the organism in Eukaryota, Viridiplantae, Streptophyta, Magnoliopsida, Rosales, Rosaceae. Gene Ontology annotation, biological process: DNA replication preinitiation complex assembly; regulation of DNA-templated DNA replication initiation; DNA replication checkpoint signaling. The transcript is spliced from 7 exons. Gene Ontology annotation, cellular component: nucleus.